Molecule: messenger RNA, 2372 nt
Organism: Drosophila suzukii
Lineage: Eukaryota; Metazoa; Arthropoda; Insecta; Diptera; Drosophilidae
Gene: papi
Product: tudor and KH domain containing protein papi
Biological process (GO): piRNA processing; P granule organization; spermatogenesis
Cellular component (GO): P granule
Molecular function (GO): RNA binding
Source: RefSeq, a predicted model, not a curated record
GUUAUGCCUGAAAUGGGGAGGCGGAAUCAAGUUUCGCCCGGGAAUUAAACGUUACGUUUCUUGCCCCCUAAUAUAAUUUACGAUUUUUCGAACGAAAAACGAGACAUGAAAAUGUGAAAACCAAACAACGAAUGGCUUUGAAAUAAGACGCUUCAUUGAGUUUAAGCGUAUUUUUUACUACCAAACAAAAGCCCCAUCUCAGUGAGAAAACUUUGAAUAAACAUCGACCGAAAUUCACGAUCAAGUUAAUAACAAAAACGAGAGGCGGAGCUGAAGAGACUGCCACAAAAUCCUGCACCCACUACACACACCCACACACACUUCGCCAGAAUGUUGCGUAACACGCCUUUCGGUGCCACGCCCACCUACAAAUUACUACUGGGCUUCGGACUCUGCUCCCUUGGGGGCGCCAUGCUAUAUGCCUACUUUAAGACCCGUGAUGACGAGGAGGAAGGGGACUCAAGGGACCAGCAACAGGCAUCAGGGACCAGGGGACAGACCGCGGAACAGAAGCCCCAGAAGGAAGUGUGCCUCAAAAUCGUCGUGGACAACGAACAUGUGCCCCUGAUAAUGGGUCGUGGUGGUUCCAAUAUCAAGCUGAUUGAAGAAAAGACCCUCGCCAAGAUAAGAUUACGGGACAAAGACAGUGGUCACAAAUUCUGCGACAUUAGCGGUGUUCCCGAUGCCGUCAAAGCAGCUCGAGUCCUGCUGAUCAAGGAGAUUGAGCGAGCACCAGUAGUCAAGGUGGAACUGCAGGUUCCCCAGAGACUGGCCAACAAACUGAAUGGACGCGGUGGCGAACUCAUCCAGGAGAUCCGGAGCAGUUCGCUGGCCAAGCUGAAUAUCGAUCCGAAUGGCCGGAAUGGCAAGGCCAAGAUCACGAUUGUGGGCAAUCAAAAGCAGGUGAACAUAGCCCGAAAAAUGCUCGAUGAUCAGAUAGAGGAGGAUGAGGAACUGGUCCGGUCCAUGGAGGAAGUGGAGCAGCGUCGGGAACCACGUCGAUCGCCCACCAACAGCAUUGCAUCCUCCAGCUUGUACUCCUCUCAGACAUCCUUGAGUUCGCACACUCAACCCAGGGAUAAGCUGAUGGCUUCUAAGGGCGAAGGGAAGCCAAUGGAGGUUUAUGUCUCAGCCGUUGCCUCACCCAGCAAGUUCUGGGUGCAAUUGAUCGGGCCGCAGUCCAAGAAACUGGAUAACAUGGUGCAGGAGAUGACCAGCUACUAUAGUAGUGCCGAGAAUAGGGCAAAGCAUGUGCUCACAGCUCCUUAUGUGGGUCAGAUUGUAGCCGCCGUCUUCAAGUUCGACGAGAAGUGGUAUCGCGCCGAGAUCGUGGACAUUAUGCCGAACCAGUACAAUCCAAAGGAGCAGGUGAUCGAUCUGUACUUUGUCGACUACGGUGACAGCGAAUACAUUUCUCCAGCGGAUAUUUGUGAGCUGCGCACUGAUUUCCUUACGCUCAGAUUCCAAGCUGUUGAAUGCUUCUUGGCCAAUGUAAAGUCCACCAUCCAAGCGGAGCCCAUCACCUGGCCAAAGUCAUCCAUCUCCAAGUUCGAGGAGCUUACAGAGGUGGCGCACUGGAGGAAGCUGAUUGCUCGAGUGGUGACCUACAAGGAGCGCCCAAAGGCAACAACUGCAGUUAAUUCAGCCGCUAAGGAGGGCACACCGCUGCCCGGAGUGGAACUGUUCGAUCCUGCAGAUAACUCAGAACUGAAUAUUGGUGAUCUGAUGAUCACGCAGGGCUUUGCAUUGCCCCUGGACGAUUCGUAUCCGGUGCGAUCACGCUCCUCGACGCCCUCAAGUAACAGCGACUCGACCAUUGAGGAGCUGUGCGUCAGCAAUCCCGUGACUCCACUUACGCCCCACUCGCCCAUGUCGAUGUCCAUCGAUAUAGAGAGCAUUGCGCAGGCGGAGGAUGAGCAUAUCGCCCAGCAGCUGCAGCAUCUACAGCAUAAACUGAACGGAAACGAUGUAAGAAGCAUUAAUCCGGCUAAACUGACGGCAACAGACCUCGAAAACGGGAAUAACAACAAUGCCAACACCACAAAUGGCGGUAGCACGCAUUAGGAAUCCACAUUGUUACUAGUUAUCCUCGCCUAAUUGUUAAUAAUAUUAAGGCUGGAUGAGCAGCUCACUACUUGACUUGUACAUAAAAGUAUAGCUCUUAAGGAACUUAUUAUAUAGGUACGAAGAAGAAAACUGUUUAUUUUAUCGCCGUGACUGAUCGACAUAUCCUAAAUCCUCAACGCUGACGAUGGACCGGCACAGAUCCUUAAUUGUUUAUAGCAAGCUUUGCCAUGUUACUUAUUGUUAGCAAGAACAAGAAAAACAUUUGUACAUCAACAAAAAAAAUACACAAAAGAUCACAAAUUUAU